Scleropages formosus (Asian bonytongue) is the source of this 1421-nucleotide messenger RNA. RefSeq names its product family with sequence similarity 136 member A (gene timcc). The record is from RefSeq and is a predicted model, not a curated record. The coding region runs from base 631 to 1047 and encodes 138 amino acids. Lineage: Eukaryota; Metazoa; Chordata; Actinopteri; Osteoglossiformes; Osteoglossidae. Gene Ontology annotation, cellular component: cytoplasm. The transcript has 4 exons.
AAACAAAACACAGUUGAGUUGGAAGCCUUGCUUGUAAGUUGUACCACUGACUUUUCGGUCAAGUUUUCGAGCCUCCAAUCUCUGAAUGGCCCCAACACGAAGUAGCUACACACCACUCCUCAUAAUAUCUUACUCUUAGGACACAGAUUAUAUAUAUACGUGUAUUGCGCUACUGAAGAGAAAGGGCGUAUAACUCUUGUCGCAGCGAACAAACAGGUUACCCUUGGGAGACAUCCUAUUGCUCAAACGCUGCGCAUGUCGGUUGUGUUUUUGGGCGUCACGCAGCGCAGGGGAGUGUCCCCGCGCGUGCUGCACGACGAGUCAUCGCUCUCUGUGUGGACUGGCCCGGCCGUAAGUCAUCCAAACCAACGCGAUGACGUAGACGGAACCGGAAAUAAGCCGCGGAAGCGGUGAAACCCGCGUGCCGAGGUGACCUUACGGACAAGUGGAACCAGUUUAUCAUCGGGUGCCUCCACAAAUGCUGUAUAUGUAGCGGAUAAUAGCACCGUAAAACUGCACUGCAUUUUUGGUUACGAUAUAGGCUGUAGACCCACUUUUGUUACGCGGUCAGAGCGCUGCUCAGGCUGUUUCUUUCGUUCCCCUGACCUGACGCGUGGAGCGGCGACGUCGAUGGCUGAGGCGCAACAGUCCCGGGUGCAAACGGCCGUAGAGGACAUGGUGCAGGGUCUGGAGCGGGAGUACAUCCGCAAAAUGCAAGGUCGCAUGUUCCGAUGUAGUGCGGACUGUUGCGAUCACCACUCGGACUCAAUGACGCAGGUGCACCAAUGCAUAGAGCGCUGCCACACCCCUAUGGCACAGGCUCAGAACCUGGUUACUACAGAGUUGGAGAAGUUCCAGGACCGGCUCGCCCGUUGUUCUAUGCACUGCAAUGACAAAGCCAAAGACUUGUUUGACUCGGGGGCUAAGGAGCCAGCGGUGAGAGCCCUGAUGGAUCGCUGCGUUGGGGCCUGUGUAGAUGAGCAUUUAAACCUGUUGCCCAGCAUGACCCGGCGACUCAAGGAGAGCCUUGGGGCUAUACCUCAGUGAUGUUGGGGCUAUAGCAACGCCACAGGACUGAGCCUGGGACUGCACUGAACUCAAAACACUGAUGCAAGGUGACAGCUGACAUGCGUGGAAUUUUGAAUGGGCAGGCAUAAUCUAGCCCGGUCACUCCUUGGUGCAGAGGUUAAGCAAAGUAUCUCCUCUGACACAAACCUGGUAGUGGACCCUGCUUGUCCUUUAAUAACUUGUUUUAGUAAAGAUUAAAAAGGCCCCAUAGAGAAUAUGAUGCACUUCAUGUCACUAUUGUACAGAUAUGAUUGGUCUAAAACUACUUUCCUUAAGUAGGUACUAAUGCAUUGUGAUCCAAAUUUAAAGACUUUGUCCUCACGUAUAAAGUUUUCCACACUUUGUUUAUCCCU